Molecule: messenger RNA, 627 nt
Organism: Staurois parvus
Lineage: Eukaryota; Metazoa; Chordata; Amphibia; Anura; Ranidae
Source: the annotation of a GenBank genome assembly
GAGUGCGAAGUUCAAGGAUGUGGUAUGUAUUGAGUGAAGUUUCAGGGUGUCCCAUGCACAGAGUGGCAGGGUUCAGGGGUGCACUACAUGCCAAGUGCAUGGUUCAGGGGUGCACAAUGUAACCAGCACAGUUUCAGAGGUGCGCUACGUACAGGCUGCAGCAUUCAGGGUGCGUUACGUACAGAGUGCAGGGUUCAGGGGUGUGUUACGUACAGAGUGCAGGGUUCAGGGGUGCGUUACGUACAGAGUGCAGGGUUCAGGUGUGCGCUACGUACAGAGUGCAGGGUUCAGGUGUGCGCUACGUACAGAGUGCAGGGUUCAGGUGUGCGCUACGUACAGAGUGCAGGGUUCAGGAUGCGCUACGUACAGAGUGCAGGGUUCAGGGGUGCGCUACAUACAGAGUGCAGGGUUCAGGGGUGCGCUACGUACAGAGUGCAGGGUUCAGGGUGCGCUACAUACAGAGUGCAGGGUUCAGGGGUGCGCUACGUACAGAGUGCAGGGUUCAGGGGUGCGCUAGGUACAGAGUGCAAGGUUCAGGGGUGCGCUACAUACAGAGUGCAAGGUUCAGGGUGCGCUACGUACAGAGUGCAGGGUUCAGGGGUGCGCUACGUACAGAGUGCAGGGUUC